ACCAAUAAAAAAAAUAAAUGGAGAAUUUUUUAUAGGACCCUUUAUGGUGUAUUAAUUAGAGCUUAUGAUUGCUUGAUGUACGACCUUUUACUAAGCGGGUAUUUGCUCUCAGCGAUAUCGACGAUAUGAUGAGGGUUGCUGAGGAGGAGUCACUUGACUUGAGUAGAAAGAGGAAACUGCCAGCUGAAGAAUCAGACAUGUUACCCUUACCGAAACACUUUUGUCUGGAGCAGCAACAAGCCUCGCUUCCUGAUUCUUCAUCUCCAUCCUCAGAUAUAGAAUCGGCGGAAUGCUCUUGUGCUAUGGAAGACACAAAAACCGGAGAUGAUACCUCUUCAUCUUCUGCAUCUGUGUGCAUGUCUAAAGACUCUUGUUAUUCAACCGGAAGUUCAAGUUGGAGUUCUGGUUAUGCAACGUCAGGCACAGAUCAAUGCUGUUCCAAAGGUACUGACAAAAUACAAGAAUAUGUUGAAGAGCUGGAGUUUAUUUGUCCCGAGUAUGCGGUUGAAGAUAUUCAAGAGCUUAUAGGGUGUCAAGAUUCAAAUGUAGAAGGGUGGAGCGUCGUUAGCAACCAAGAAUCGGAAGAAGCUACAAAGAAACCAACCAUUGAUCAAGAGUUUGAGGAGUAUUUUUCAACACUUAUGAUGUAAACAUCAAAGGCAAUGUUAUAUGUAAAUAAAUAUAAAUUUCACAUUGUUUCUGUUUUAGAAGAAACACAUAAACAUAAGAGCAUUGCAUUUUACAAUGGUCUUGCUCACCAUUUCUGAUAA
Messenger RNA from Brassica napus (rape), 770 nucleotides. Its product is annotated as protein FAR-RED-ELONGATED HYPOCOTYL 1-LIKE. The record is from RefSeq and is a predicted model, not a curated record. Lineage: Eukaryota; Viridiplantae; Streptophyta; Magnoliopsida; Brassicales; Brassicaceae. Bases 126 to 650 code for a protein of 174 amino acids. Gene Ontology annotation, biological process: response to red or far red light. The transcript has 2 exons.